AUGCUAGCUCCCGCAAAAGUCAACCGUACGACAACGAGCGCGAGACCUAGCGUCGAGCAAGGCCUUCGCUGCCGAGAACCCGGAUGCAAUCUUCUCCACCUCCCCGAGGACUUUACCGAGUGUUAUCUGGAUGCCGAGAACACAAUUCGAGUGCCUGGUGUUCGCUACUACGAAGGUCGCCCACAGGGAUUUCCCGACCAUGUGGUUGGUUCGUACGAGGCUCUCGCUCUGCCCCAAGAUAUCUGCUUCGAUCGCUUUGGUCGCUACGGUCCUUAUGGCCUAGGUUACUCCCCGCGACAGGGAGGGAUCGGCAGAGGCGAUGUCGGGGACGUUGAGGGGGCCGACCAAACCUGGACCGGCACUUCCCAGGUCGAUUAUAGGACAGUCGAUUGGGCCGACGCACAGAGGCGCUGCUACCGCUCUAAUUCGGCAAGAUUUGCCCCUCUUCCGCCACGAAAGCCUGAACCUCAUGGCUUUUUUGUCGACGAGCUCCCUGGAGCGGCCGCUGCUCCCUCGGACGACACGUUAACCAGGAGGGCGAAUGCACAGCGGGCGGACGAUCAAGGUACCGGCCCCAAGGUUCAGGGCAGGACGGCCCUGGUUCUCCGCUGCUGGGACGACAUGGAAUGGCAGGCAGACGAGAUCAUGUACGUCCGCUCGCUGAUCUCGGAGCUUUCCUUGGCGUCGGGCGGCCGCUACGACGUCCAUCUUUUGGUCCAGGUCAAGGAUGAGGGGAACAACCCGAUUUGGGCCGACCCGCCUCGUACGAGCGCGUGGUGCGCGAGCGCAUCCCCGAGAGGCAUCUUUGACCUGUACGUCAAGGGACCCGAGCUGCCCGUCCACGGCCCUUACCGCGGCCUGCAGAUGGGGCUCCAGCAUUUCGCGCACAUCCACCCCGAGUACGAGUACUUUUGGCACUGGGAGAUGGACAUUCGGUACACGGGGCACUACUACGACUUCUUCACCAAGAUUGAGAACUGGGCCCGCGCGCAGCCGCGAAAGGGGCUCUGGGAGAGAAACGCGCGCUUUUACAUGCCGAGUGUCCACGGAAGCUGGGACGAGUUUGCGCACCUCGCCAAACUCCAGACGGGCAUGACGUCCGCAACCCCGGCCGCCCUUCGAUCAGGCUUUCCUGGGGUGCGGCCCGGUGACUCUAUCCCGGAAAAGACGGUCUGGGGCCCCGAGCGGCCCGGCGACGAGGACGAUUGGUUCGAGCACGAGAACGACCCCCCAAGGGCGCCCCCGCGCCGCGCGCACAUCAACACCGCGUCCCGGCUGUCCCGCCGCCUGCUCACCACCAUGCAUCGCGAAACCACGUUCAAGAAGCACUUUGCCUUUCCCGAGAUGUGGCCCGCCACCGUGGCGCUCCAGCACGGCUUCAAGGUCGUCUACGCGCCCCACCCUUCCUUUCGGGCGCAACGGCGCCAGCGGCGGGUCCCGAUCCAGCGUCUUUGGCCAGGAGAGCAUAAUAUGCACGGCCUCAGCUGGUUCUACCGGUCCGAUUUCGCGCCCGACUUGUACCGCGCGUGGCUCGGCUUCGAGACGGCGCACGGCGGGGGUGCGGAUUUCGAGCUUCGCGGUAAAGGGGGUAAAGGUGGCGAGGGCCGCAUGUGCCUUCCUCCCAUGCUUCUUCAUCCGAUUAAGAAUGUUGGCAUCAUUGUGGAGGCACCUCCCGACGAGGAAAUGAGGAGGCUGGAUGAUGCGGGGCAGGAUUCGGAGUUUGAUGCGGGUUCGUAA
This is a messenger RNA of Parascedosporium putredinis, 1737 nucleotides long. NCBI's taxonomy places the organism in Eukaryota, Fungi, Ascomycota, Sordariomycetes, Microascales, Microascaceae. The record is from the annotation of a GenBank genome assembly.